This is a messenger RNA of Eupeodes corollae, 891 nucleotides long. RefSeq lists its product as uncharacterized. The transcript is spliced from 3 exons. Bases 101 to 772 code for a protein of 223 amino acids. The record is from RefSeq and is a predicted model, not a curated record. NCBI's taxonomy places the organism in Eukaryota, Metazoa, Arthropoda, Insecta, Diptera, Syrphidae.
UUUUGUAUAUUAUUGAACCACAACCGGAGACAACCACAUCAUUUCAAGCUUCAAAAGUUCAAGAACCGUAAAAAGUUGUUCAAUAAGAGUAUAUUAUAAUAUGUUUAAACAUGAAUUUUAUCCUAUCGCAACGCUUAUUGCAGUCCUUAAUAUUUUCUGUACCAAGGUAAUUGGUCAUGGAAUGCUUUUAGUUCCUGUUAGUCGUUCAUCUAGGUGGCGAUAUGAUGAAUCAGCCCCGAAAAAUAUCGAAGAUUCCAUGCUCAAUUGUGGAGGAGCCGAUGUAAUGUGGGGUACUAAUGCUGGUGAAUGUGGAUUGUGUGGAGAUGAUUACAGUUUACCAACACCUCGUCCCAAUGAACUGGGUGGAACCUUUGGAGAGGGAGUAAUUACCAAACAGUACGUUAAUGAAUCCCAGGUCGAAUUGGGCAUACAAGUCAUCGUAAACCAAAUGGGUUUCUUCUACUUCGAUAUUUGCAACUUGGACGAGUUUCAUGAAGAAUCUGAGGAUUGUUUUAAGGAAAAUCCCAUUCUAUUGGCUGAUGGCAGUGAUAAGUUUUAUGUUGAAGAAAAGGUCGGAAGGUUAAAUGUACAAAUAAUGUUUCCUCCAGAAUUAGAUUGUAUGCACUGUGUUUUGAGAUGGAACUAUCAAGCAGGAAAUAAUUGGGGUAAAUGUGAAGAUGGCAGUCUUGGUUUGGGUUGUGGACCGCAUCAGGAGAACUAUAAAGGUUGUUCUGAUAUAAGUAUAUUGACUGAGACUGAGCUUGAGGCUUAGACUUACAUGUUAGAUUCAUAUGUGUGUUUUAAAAAUGUACAUAUUAUAAGUACAUACUUAUGUAUAUUUGUAUUAUGUGAUAACCAUUUAUGUUUAAUAAACGAGUUCAAAAAUUGAAA